Molecule: messenger RNA, 1745 nt
Organism: Peromyscus leucopus (white-footed mouse)
Lineage: Eukaryota; Metazoa; Chordata; Mammalia; Rodentia; Cricetidae
Gene: Edn1
Product: endothelin 1
Exons: 5
Coding region: 599-1207 (202 amino acids)
Biological process (GO): regulation of systemic arterial blood pressure by endothelin; regulation of vasoconstriction; intracellular calcium ion homeostasis
Cellular component (GO): extracellular region
Molecular function (GO): hormone activity; endothelin B receptor binding; endothelin A receptor binding
Source: RefSeq, a predicted model, not a curated record
AAUGGGGUGACUUUUCUCCUGGAGAACCUCUUGAUUCUUGAACUCCGGGGCUGGCAGCUUGCAAAGGGGAAGCGGGCUGCCGCUCGGUGCAGGUUUUGCAGAGGUCUCUGUCUAGUGGGUGUUUUCUUUUGCUUAGCCCUGCCCCUGGAUUGUCAGACGGCGGGCGUCUGCCUCUGAAGUUAGCCGUGAUUUCCUCUAGAGCCUGGCCUUAUCUCCGGCAGCACGUUGCCUGUGGGUGACUAAUCACACAAUAACAUUGUCUAGGGCUGGAAUAAAGUCGGAGCUGUUUACCCCCACUCUAUAGGGGUUCAAUAUAAAAAGCCGUCCGAGAGCCGUCCGAGCCAGACGCGUUCCUGCACUGGCGCUGCGAGCCCGACCGGGUCUGCGCUGCCUUCCUCGUGCACCGCCUCCCCGGCUGCCCGCGACGCUUUCGCUCCCGGUGAAAGGGCCACUGGCUGAGGACUGCGCCGAGAUCUCAAUUACCAGAGGCGAUCCGAGCGACCAGACGCCGUCCUCUUCGUUUUGCAUUGACUUCCAUUUGCAAUCGAGUUUUUUUUUUUUUUUUUUUUUCCCCUUCUUCUUUUGAUCCCUUUGCAGAAUGGAUUAUUUUCCCGUGAUCUUCUCUCUGCUGUUUGUGGCUUUCCAAGGAGCUCCAGAAACAGCUGUCUUGGGAGCGGAGCUCAGCACCCAAGCUGAGAAUGGAGGGGAGAGCCUCCCUCCCAGCACAUCCUGGAGACCCCGUAGGUCCAAGCGCUGUUCCUGUUCCUCCUUGAUGGACAAAGAGUGUGUCUACUUCUGCCACUUGGACAUCAUCUGGGUCAACACUCCCGAGCGUGUUGUUCCAUAUGGACUGGGCAGCCCUUCCAGGUCCAAGCGCUCCUUGAAGGACUUAUUUUCUACAAAGGCCUCAGACCAAGGGAAUAGAUGUCAGUGUGCUCACCAAAAAGACAAGAAGUGUUGGAAUUUCUGCCAAGCAGGACAAGAGCUCAGAGCCCAAAAUACCAUGCAGAAAGGGGUAGAGGACUUCACGAAAAGAAAAGCCUGUUCCACGCUGGGGAAGAAGUGCAUCUAUCAGCAGCUGGUGGAAGGGAGAAAAAUAAGAAGGUUGGAGGCCAUCAGCAAUAGCAUCAAGACAUCUUUUCGUGUUGCAAAGUUGAAAGCCGAGCUCUAUCGAGACCAGAGGUUGACACACAACAGAGCGCACUGACUAUGGAGCUUCCCUGUGUUCUGGAAGCCAGCCCGGCCAUAGAGCAAGCCCAUGGCCAACUCUGCACUCUCCAUGCUGGCUGGGUUCUCAGCAAGAGCAUCCAUCCCGCUCCCACAAUUUCUUGUUUCAGACUGGCAGGGGACCAGCAUCCUUGUUCUAAACAUUCCAAGAAAGGUUGAGAUGUUCCCUAACCUGUCUUCAUCUGCUUCUGCUGGCAGUGACUGCUUUUCUCCCUUCUUGCUAUUUGGGAAUGCCAGGGGACCUCUCGGAGAGCAGAGACAUGAUGACAUUCUAGGGUGGCAUCAUCCAGAGAGGAAGGAGAUUCCACACCAGGGUGGAGUUUCUGCAGAAAGUCCAUAGGGAGUGUUUGUGUCUGACUCAGGCGCCUGGCACAUUUCAGGGAGAAACUCCAAAGUCCAUGCAAAAAUUUUCUGAGGAAUGCACAAAUUGAAAACAUACUCGAAGGACAAACACUUGAGUUUAAAAAAAAAAAGAGGAAGAAAAAAAGGACAAAGACUUUUCCCCCCAAGUUGUAAAA